Mercurialis annua (annual mercury) is the source of this 1002-nucleotide messenger RNA. Its product is annotated as allene oxide cyclase, chloroplastic. Gene Ontology annotation, biological process: jasmonic acid biosynthetic process. The coding region runs from base 109 to 852 and encodes 247 amino acids. Lineage: Eukaryota; Viridiplantae; Streptophyta; Magnoliopsida; Malpighiales; Euphorbiaceae. The transcript is spliced from 2 exons. The record is from RefSeq and is a predicted model, not a curated record. Gene Ontology annotation, molecular function: allene-oxide cyclase activity.
AUGGCGUACCAAACUUCAUAUUAUGCUUCUAUAAAUAUGCUAUAAUGCUUCUUUAUGCUUUACAUAUCUUAGCAUUACACAAUCACAAAUUUCUCAAGCUUACCAUUAAUGGCCUCUUCAACCCUUCCCAAGUGCAUGUCUUCUUUUCCAUCGCCUACCAGACAAUUGGGUUUCUUUCAUUCGGAAACUUUUCCAUUAGCUCAUAAAUUCAAACUUUCUGCAAAAACUAGCUCCAAGAGAAGCAUUGUCACCUCAGCUUUCUUCCUCACCAAACAAGUGCCCUCACCACAAAUUCAGAAAUCUAGUAAUAAAUACUCGGGUGCACAUGUUCAAGAACUAAAAGUAUAUGAAAUAAACGAGAAAGACAGAGAAAGUCCAGCAAUCCUUAAACUAAGUAAGAAACCUAAUCAACUUGCACUUGGUGAUCUUGUUCCCUUCACCAACAAGCUUUACUCAGGAGACUUGCAGAAGCGGUUAGGUAUAACCGCCGGAUUAACCAUACUUAUCAAGCACGAACCCGAAAAGAAUGGCGAUCGAUACGAAGCAAUAUACAGCUUUUACUUUGGUGAUUAUGGCCAUAUUUCAGUUCAAGGACCGUAUUUAUCAUACUAUGAAGAUACUUUUUUAGCUGUGAUCGGUGGCUCUGGAAUAUUUGAAGGUGUAUACGGACAAGUGAAGAUGCAUCAAAUUGUGUUUCCGUACAAGAUUUUCUAUACUUUCUACUUGAAAGGGAUAUCGGAUUUGCCCGAUGAGCUAUUGGGAACACCGAUUGCUCCUUCGCCGACUGUUGAACCGGCUCCGGUGGCUAAGGCUUGUCAGCCAUCUGGGACUAUUCUUCACUUCACUGAUUGAUGUAUAAUUGAUGUUCAUGCAUGGACUCUUCAUUUCUUUCUUUAUAGGAACUAUUCUAUUUAUUUUUUAUUUUUUAAAUCAAUGUAAUUCUUGCUAUACUUUCAUUUCAAUUUGAAAUAAGAACAAAAAAAAUGAUUUGCUAUUUAUAAA